Messenger RNA from Fusarium vanettenii 77-13-4, 1512 nucleotides. RefSeq lists its product as uncharacterized. Gene Ontology annotation, molecular function: heme binding; iron ion binding; monooxygenase activity. Bases 1 to 1512 code for a protein of 503 amino acids. NCBI's taxonomy places the organism in Eukaryota, Fungi, Ascomycota, Sordariomycetes, Hypocreales, Nectriaceae. The transcript is spliced from 6 exons. The record is from RefSeq and is a predicted model, not a curated record.
AUGGCCAUCCUUCUAAAUAGCCUUGCAGCUCUACAGUUCAAGGCGGGCAGCUUUAUAGCUGUGAUUGUCAUUCUCAUUGCUUUGGUAGCAGUGGCGCCUCUUCUUGGUCGUCUGGCUCCCCCUCGAGGUGCUCCCAGGGCUUUCGGCGGGCACGGCGGACUCAAUUCACCGACCUUUACAAAGUCUCGAAACGAAUACCUUCGACAUGGAAAGGAGCAAAGCCCAGACAAGCAGUUUAGCUUCUGGCAUGGUCCAAACCACAUGGUUUCUGUCUCUGGGGACGUGGCAAGGACAGUCUUUUUGACGUCGCGAAAGCUGAAUGCUCUGGCCGCAUUUGCCACUUUGUCUGGAAGCUUCCUUAAGAUUGACAGCCUUACUAACAGCUAUGUUCGACUUGCACUGCUCACGUUCAAACGAUGUGCGCAGGAUGAGCACAUUGAGGUCAACCUACCUCGUUUGAUCGAUGAUAGCCGCCGAUUCCUCGAAACCAUAGACCAGUCUGAAGCAUGGGAUCCGGUGGAAAAUUUGAGUUACCUCAUGUAUCAACUGACUCACCGCAUGGCUGGCACUCAUGAUAUUGCCAACGACCCAGAUCUGGUGGCCAGGACAAGGGAUAUCUACAAGCCCCUCGAUGAUUAUUCUCUCUUUGAGAUAUGGUUUCCAUUACUCCCCACUCCCUCCAAAUUCAAAAAGGCUUGGGCGUAUGCGAGACUUCACUGGAUAGUCCAAGGGUUCAUCACCGACCGGCGUAGGACGGGAAGGAGGGAAAGUGAUGCCAUGCAGAUGAUGAUGGAUCAGGAAUUCACGGACCCAGUGAUCACUGUCGCAGUUAUCGGUGCCAUGCUAGCAGGCGUGCUCAACAUGACGGUCAAUGGUGCAUGGAACUUGCUCUACUUGGCUCAUAACCCCAACUGGUUAUCCAAGCUCAGGACCGAAGUUGACCAGGCUAUUGUAAAGUAUCGGCGCUCGGCCAACGAGGAUGUCUCUGAUGUGUUCAAACGUCUUGGACUCAAAGACUGGGAGAGCGAGUUUCCCCUUUUCGAGCAGAUCUUAAAGGAGACUAUGAGAUUCACAAUGGCAGGGCAAAUUGUGCGAAAGAACAUCGGCAACAAGGGUGUCUCAGUUGGAGACACAGAUUUUGUCAUUCCAAAAGACAGUCUUGCGGUGUAUUCUGUCGAAGACGCCCAUAUGGACCCUUCUGUGUACAGGGAUCCUCUUGAGUGGGAUCCCAGUCGAUACGACAAGGGCAAAGAUGAGGGAUUGCAAUCUCCACACUCCUUUCUUGGUUGGGGUUCUGGAAACCAUCGCUGCCCGGCUAUGAGAUUCUCCAAACUCAACAUGCUAGUACCCACGGUUAUGCUUGUGGCUCUGUAUGACUUUGAGGUGUGCAAUGAUCAAGGUGAAUCAUCCAACGAGCCACUUCCGAGCUUGAGUUAUGAUGGGGUUGGAUCAGGGCGGCCUACGGGUAAAGUGCACGUGAAAUUCAGCCCAAGAACAAGGGAGGGCGUAUAG